AUGACGCUUUACAUUCGCCGCGAAGCUUCUAAGCUAUGGAAGAGAGUUUGUUCGGAAAUAACUACGGAGAUUGGUCUUGUCGUCGAGAACUGGAAGUACCUUCUUGCUGGUCUUCUCUGUCAGUAUAUUCAUGGUUUAGCUGCUAGGGGAGUUCAUUAUAUUCACCGUCCGGGACCGACGCUACAAGAUCUUGGUUUUUUUGUUCUUCCGGAGCUUGGUAGAGAGAAAAGCUACAUAAGUGAAACUGUGUUCACUUGUGUAUUUGUUUCGUUUUUCCUGUGGACUUUCCAUCCAUUUAUCCUGAAAAGCAAGAGGAUAUACACUGUGUUGAUAUGGUGCAGAGUUCUCGCCUUCUUAGUUGCUUGUCAGUUUCUCCGUGUAAUUACAUUCUAUUCGACUCAGCUUCCUGGUCCUAACUAUCACUGUCGAGAGGGCUCUGAGCUCGCCAGGUUGCCACGGCCACAUGGUGUUAUUGAGGUGCUCUUGAUUAACUUUCCUCGUGGGGUGAUAUACGGAUGUGGAGAUUUGAUUUUCUCAUCGCAUAUGAUAUUCACUCUAGUCUUUGUCCUCACUUACCAGAAAUACGGUUCUAAAAGGUUUAUAAAGCUGUUAGGUUGGGUCGUAGCUAUCUUGCAAAGCCUCUUGAUUGUCGCGUCACGUAAACAUUACACAGUCGACGUUGUUGUGGCGUGGUAUACUGUGAACUUGGUUGUGUUCUUCAUCGACAAGAAAUUACCAGAAUUGCCUGAUCGGACAACAACGGUGUUACUUCCCGUGAGCUCGAAAGACAGAAGCAGAGAAGAGAAUCACAAACUCUUGAACGGGAACGGUGUUGAUCCUGCAGAUUGGAGACCGAGGGCUCAAAUGAAUGGUAAGAUUUACGAAGACAGCAAGGGAAGUCACACAGAUAAUGCUACAAACGCUCAUGAGAACUCAGCUUGA
Molecule: messenger RNA, 942 nt
Organism: Thlaspi arvense
Lineage: Eukaryota; Viridiplantae; Streptophyta; Magnoliopsida; Brassicales; Brassicaceae
Source: the annotation of a GenBank genome assembly